AUGGCCUUUCUCUUCGUCAACAACAACAAGAACAACACGAACAAGCAAGGAAAGGCAAAAGGCAUCUCGAGAUGGAAGAAAAUCCCCGCACAACAUAACUUUUCUAGCGAGAAGAAAUUGUGUGUCGAGGGGAUUGUGGAUGGAUUGCGUAAAGUGUCGUCCCAAGAUGGCAGAGGGUUGACUUUGCAGCCAUCAACAAAUUUACCUGAAACUGAACGAGAAACCAAAAAAUGUCGAGUUGAAGUGCUGCGCUUCAUGAACAUUGUAACUGCUACAAUGAUGGCGAAGUCGACCACCCCCAUGCGCUUAGUAAUUUACGACGCGAGUUUAUUAAAAGAGUUGUUGCUUGAAGGCACAACUUUUUUUCGUUUUGAAAAAUUAUGGGCAGAACGACGAGUCCAUUCUCAUUCCUUGCUUAAAGUGAAGAAGUUUUUGAAACUUUUCUUCACAGCAAGCUUAAGAAAGUUCCAUCGAUGGUGUGGAAUAAGAAAAUACCACCCGAGAGCCAACAAAGCUUUGGCGAAUAAAUUUCCACCUAUUUCAGUGCACAAUAAAGCAAGCAGGCAAAGGCAAGACAGAAAGAACACAGAAGAGCCUGAGCCGUUUGCAGCAUAA
Clunio marinus is the source of this 615-nucleotide messenger RNA. Lineage: Eukaryota; Metazoa; Arthropoda; Insecta; Diptera; Chironomidae. The record is from the annotation of a GenBank genome assembly.